AUGGCGGCUGAGGAGUCGGCAUCGGUGCUUUUGCUGAAGUGUGUCGAUGAGGGGAGAAUAGACGUACUCUGUUCCAUUCUCUCGCAACUAAAGGCUCAAGCGAACUUUCACGAAGAGGUGGAUGGAAUUUUGCCAAAUGGAGCCACUCUUCUUCACCAUGCCGUCCAUCUAGAUAGUAUUGAUGCGAUCAAUGCUCUACUAAAUAAUGGCGCGAAUCCAUGUGUGCAAAAUGAUUUGGGGAAGACGGCUUUCCAGAUGUGUCGUUCUGAUGCCGCAAAGAUGGCAUUUGUGCAAGAGGUACUGCGCGCGAUUACGAUGAGCAAUAGCGGGCGACUCUGCCAAUUAAUUUCUUGUGGUGUCCCCGUCGAUUCAAUCGAUUCCGCCUCAACGAAGAACACACUGUUGAAUUGGGCGGCCGAUUUUGGAACAGUCGACAUUGUGAGAAUACUCUGCGACUCGGGAGCAACAAUCAAUGCUGCGAAUGCGAAAGGCGAUACACCACUUCACGCUGCUUUGCGCAAAACUGAUGAGGAGAUUGUUCGACAGCUGUUAUCACAUGGUGCAGAUCCAAACAAGAAAAAUAACAAGGGAGAGGAUGCUUUUACAAUUGCCGAAGCUAAAGGAGGAGCACUCACAUCACUUUUAAGCAUGGAUACCGUAACUCGUGGUGUUCGUCGGUCUGCUUCCGUGGAAUCCCUGGAAUACGAUCGUGCCUCGAUUUUGAGCACCGAAACUUCUGCCGCGAAUCUUUUUGCAAUGGAAAAGCCCUCUUUCUCGCCCGGCAAACUUGACUCUUGGACUGAUCUUUUGUGGCCUCAACCCACUCAACUGCGAAUUUUCUCGAGUCAUCGACCGUUUCAAGUUCCAAAGGAUGGACGAUUAAAAAUCUAUUUUGAUGACGCUUCUGAAGGGGAACCACGACAAAUGAUGCAGGCCAUUCAAAUCAGCGCUCCUUUAUUGCAGUCGUGUAGCAUCGAGUUGGAGUAUCGAGGGCACAAGACAGCUGAUCACGAACAUUCUCCACUCGAUGGGAAAGUUACUUGUGGAGUGUACAACGACGGCCGCCCAACCGGUUCCUAUUGUCUAUCCAUUGAGAACAAUGGCAUCGAGAUACAGGCUACCGAUUAUGCUGGUGUACGAUAUGGAUUCGCGACUUUGGUGCAAAUAAUUCGAAUUCACAUGUAUGCGCACAAACAUGGUCAGACUAAAGGGCAAAAUGGUUCUCUAAAUGGAAGCACUCUAACAUCGCCAGCAUCUAAUGGAUCUCUCAAUGGUUCACUCAAUUCGACGACAGAAAUCCCGGACGCCCUCACUUCAGGCGACAUUCCGGCUUUGGUUGCCCGAGAUUCUCCAUCAAGGACCUUCCGAGCUGUGUAUCAAGAUUUCAGCGGCUGUCGGAUUCUCAACACGGAAACAAUUCUACAAAUGGCCACACGCUUGAGCUACUGCAAAGCUAACUACCUGUUUGUGAAUUUUGAGGUGCGUACCACCGAUCGUUAUCAGCUGCCAUACACGAAUCGAGAUUUAUUCCACAUGCUACAAGUUUGCGAUGAGCUGUUCAUAAAGUUAGUACCUUCACUGGAUCUUCAAUCGUCUUACAUUGAUGCUAGUGCAGCUCGUCAGAUCAUAGAUCAUUUUCUUGAUGAUUUCCCACUAUCAGACACUGCUCAUUUUGGACCCAACUUGGCCUCGAUUCUUGUAGCUCAUCGACCGGUUCUUGCAUCUGUACAACGACGAGUCCGGCAUAUCUUCCUCUCUGUGAAUGUCGACGAGAAAAAUGCAUCACAUCUGUCAAAAGUUCCUCCGUAUGUCACAUUGUGUGUCGAUGGAAAAUUUCCAUUUGAUGCCGAAAAACUGCUAUCACCCCGUGUUUCUCUCGUCUUAAAGUUCUCCGUUGGAGAUGAAGGACAUUUGUGUGCUGCACCCGAUUCAACAGCUAAAAAAGCACUUUUGGCUGCAAAACUCGUGGAUAGAAGCCAAAUUUUGGGAAAUAUGAUUUGCGAACUGUCAACCGGUUGUGAAAUUAUGCCACCCUCGUUGUCCUACAUGCCACUGUUGGCUGCAGUUGGAGUCAGCUGGAAUGCACAGACAGAUAUGCGGAAGUUUGCCUUUUUCUUACCCGCAAUCACGGCCCAUCAUUUCUUACUUGAUGGUGACAUGGCUCCAUUGUUUGAACAAGCAUCAACUCUUGGUAAAGUGGAGCAUACUUUAACGAGAUACAACCUUGGCUUAUGGAAGCCUCAACCAUCAUCGCCUGACCCCGAUGCUUUAUUAAAGGAUGAUUUACUACUCAAAGGAAAAAUGGCAAUAUCCGUGUUUCUCGAAAUGAUUCUAAAUCCGGAGAAUCUGCAGCUUGAUCGAUUGACACCAGCAAUAUUUAAGCGGGCUCGCAUGGAGUUGAGAAAGAGCGCCCGGGCUCUCGAUGAAGCGCGAAAAUCUUUGCCCUACAACUUUGAGCUGGCUCUUGUUUUGGCGGAAAUUCGUCUGGUGACAGAGUUGUUGAGUUUGGCAUCGCGGCUGGGUCAAUCUUUGUGCAUUCACAGCGUCAACAACAAUUAUGCGAAUGAAGCUGAAAGAAGACGCUCAAAUGAAGGACCCUGGUCAGCUGCGCAUAUGGCUCCGCAUGGAAGAGUUGGUGUUUCUCAUCUACCGUUAACGAUUCGAACCGAUUUGGCAAAUACAUUGCUCUCUAUUCGCACUCAAUUUCAACACGUGUGGCUUUCUCGAUCGAUUCCCUCAACACUACCAAACGCGUUGAAGAUGUUCGACAACCUCUUCAAAGCCUUACUUCCGCCGGAUCUACACGAAUUUGGGCAACAACUCCUC
Mesorhabditis belari is the source of this 2826-nucleotide messenger RNA. Lineage: Eukaryota; Metazoa; Nematoda; Chromadorea; Rhabditida; Rhabditidae. The record is from the annotation of a GenBank genome assembly.